Messenger RNA from Phytophthora infestans T30-4, 744 nucleotides. RefSeq lists its product as uncharacterized. The transcript has a single exon. Lineage: Eukaryota; Oomycota; Peronosporomycetes; Peronosporales; Peronosporaceae. The coding region runs from base 129 to 638 and encodes 169 amino acids. Gene Ontology annotation, molecular function: phosphatidylinositol binding. The record is from RefSeq and is a predicted model, not a curated record.
CAGCAACAAACGUUCAGUCCGCAGCAAAGUCAAGCAGACACUUAGCAACACACAAGCUAGCAGCACUGCCCCAUACUUCCACUACCUACACUACUCCUUAUCUUCAGUACACUUUCAACACCGCAACCAUGCCGUACGAGAGCUUCAUGCCGCAGCAGCAGGUGGAGAUCACCGAAGUCGUGCAGGACACGACCACCAGCGCGUGGAUGUACGUGCUGCGCGUACAGCGCGGCAACACGAGCACAUACUCGUCGCCACGCGGACCCGUGGAGGAGGGUUUCAGUCACGAGUACGUUAUCAGUCGUCGCUUCAGCGAGUUCAAGCAGCUCCACGCGGCGCUGGUUUCCGUCAUGGGCGACGCAUUGACGCCGUUGCCGGCCGACGGUCUCAUGACGCUCAUCAUGGCAGACAACCAGGCGCUACUGGACGAGCGUCGUGAGGUGCUGGCCCAGAUCGUCAUGGACAUUCUGAACCACCCGGUGGCGCGCGAUCUACCGGACGUACUGGAAUUCCUUGGCCAUGAGUCUAUCAGUGCAAAGGUGAUGGCUCCGCUCUCAGGCCAAUGCACGGGAUCGAUCCGCAAGACGUCGUGUCCGGCGUGGACUGCGCCGUGCCGGGCGUCCGUCAUGUCGUCGUAAGAGGAGCAUCGCAUAUUCUCUCGACCGUGUUUUGACACGCGAGUGAUGAACAACCGCCAAUGCAGAGGCGAGCGGGUUCGAUCGCGCGAGCGAUAGUAUUUAACCA